AUGGCCCAGAUACGGAUGAGGAGCGCGAAGGGCCCCAAUGCCAGUGAAAUAGAGAAGAAAAUAAAGCGCGGUAAUGCCCUGAGGCAAAGCUCCUCCUGGCUCAGCACCAGAGUAGUCCUGGCCCUGCUGCUGGCCUCUGCGGGUGUGUGUGGAAGCUUCAUGUGGCUGUACCUGUCCUCCCUAGACCCAGAGAUCACUGAGACGCUGGCCAGACAGAGUGAGCUGCUGUCGCCAGAGCCACGAGUGUUCCCUGUGCCCUGUUCCCAAGACUACGAGCAGCACAAGCGCUUCCCAGGUUGCACCAUUCAGCAGUGCGCCCGUGCGGUGACAGACGCCGUGGUCACCAGAGAGGAGGCCCACGUGCUGCGCAGGCUGGCGGAGCGGGGACUGUCGUUGGCGGGCUCGGAGGGAGGAGCUUCCAUACUCGACCUGCACUCCGGAGCUCUGUCCAUGGGAAAGCAGUUUGUCAAUAUCUACAGGUAUUUUGGGGAACAACUAGACGAGGUGUUCACGGAGGAGGAUUUCCGGCUUUACAGGGACGUGAGGCGAAGGAUCCAGAGCGUCAUUGCACGGACCUUUGAUUUGAACGCAGAGCACAUGUACCUCACCAAGCCCACCUUCUUCUCCAGGAUCAACAGCACGGAGGCCCACACGCAGCAUGACGAAUACUGGCACCCCCACGUGGACAAGGUGACGUACGGCUCCUUCGACUACACCUCGCUGCUCUAUCUGACCGACUACGGUGCGGACUUCAGCGGAGGCAGAUUCAUCUUCAUGGACCCGGACGGAAACCGCACCGUGGAGCCGCGGGCAGGUCGGCUGUCCUUCUUCUCAUCAGGCUCGGAGAACUUGCACCGUGUGGAGAAGGUCACCUGGGGCACCCGCUACGCCAUCACCGUGUCCUUCACCUGCGACCCGGCCUACGGCAUCUCGGACCCAGCACUGCCCACGGCCGGACCCUGA
Molecule: messenger RNA, 963 nt
Organism: Knipowitschia caucasica
Lineage: Eukaryota; Metazoa; Chordata; Actinopteri; Gobiiformes; Gobiidae
Source: the annotation of a GenBank genome assembly